AUGGUAUCGCUUGAUAGAAAAAGAGUUACAUUAGGUGGAGUUGAUACAAAAAAUUUUAGUUUACGUAAUAUUUUUAAUAUUGGUGCAAGUUAUCUGAAUUUUGGACAACAAUGGAUCACCGAUCAAUUGAAGAAUUUAGAGGCGCUUCAACUAGGGCGUUGGCAAGAUUCGCCUUUGCACCACAUUGAAGUUGGGAGUGAAGAAUUCUUGAGAGAGUUGAGAACUCUGAAGCAGUUGAAAUAUCUGAGUCUGUGUGGGAUAUCAAGAAUAUUCGAGCUUCCAUCCUCCAUUGUGGAACUUAAGAGUCUAGUAAUUCUUGAUCUGAAAGCAUGUCAUAAUUUGGAAAGGCUACCUGAUGAUAUUUCAUCAAUGAAAAGUCUGACACAUCUGAUUAUGUCUGAUUGUUGCUUACUGGAGGGCAUGCCAAAGGGGAUUGAGAAGCUCAGUAAUCUUCAAGUACUGAAGGGAUUUUUAAUAACCACUUCUAAAAAGACUCCUUGUAGAAUAUCAGAUCUUGUUAAUAAUUUGAGAAAACUAAGGCGACUCAGUAUACGUAUAGGAUAUGAGGCCGUGAUCAAUGACGGAGAGUUUGAAAGUUUGGCAUCUUUUUCAACGCUUGAACAUCUCAAAAUAUCUUGGAGUGUGUCUGACCCAGGGUAUGUCAAAAUUCCUAUCCUUUUGCCAUCAGGUUUGAAAAAGUUGCAUCUUGAAUGUUUUCCUGGAAAGAGUCUUCUAAGAUGUUUUACACGUACCGUUUUGAUACCACGUGAGCUAAAUAUAACUUGA
Molecule: messenger RNA, 786 nt
Organism: Vigna umbellata (rice bean)
Lineage: Eukaryota; Viridiplantae; Streptophyta; Magnoliopsida; Fabales; Fabaceae
Source: RefSeq, a predicted model, not a curated record